UCACACAAUUAUCUAAAUAAACACGAUACAGUUCUACAAGACUAGAUAAGACUUUUUAAGGGCACAGAUUGUGACCUUCUAGUCUUCUACUAUUAUUCUAAUUCAUCUCCAUUAAUAAUCACCCUACUACCAAACUUUUUCUUUUGUAUAGGAGUACUAAUCAAAACAAAGCCAAAUAAGACCGGUGUUGUCUCAAAGACUCAACUAGAAGUAGGAGUAUUUAAUAAUUUUAUCUGUCCUCUACAUUUCAUUAUUGUAGUUGUUAUGAAAAGGUUAUUGAUCAUUUUAGUCCAUUUGGUGGUGUAAGAUUUGUCAGUAUUAUCUUGAUUGUUUGAUCAUGGGGUCAGAAGGUCCUGCUCCAUCAGUAACGGUUAAUGUGACUGGUUUUAAGAAGUUUCAUGGAGUUGCAGAAAAUCCAACAGAGACAAUUGUGCGUAAUUUGAAAGAGUACAUGAAGAAGAAGGGUUUACCUAAAGGGCUAGCUCUUGGGAGCUGCAAUGUUCUUGAAGCUGCAGGACACGGGGCAGUUGUUUCCCUUUAUCAGACGCUGCAAUCUGCGAUUGCUGGGAAUGAUUCAGAAUUGCCAAACUCUGGAAAUGUAAUUUGGUUGCAUUUAGGAGUUAAUAGUGGUGCUACACGAUUUGCCAUCGAAAAUCAGGCAGUGAACGAAGCUACUUUUCUUUGUCCUGAUGAGAUGGGAUGGAAGCCUCAGAAAGUUCGUAUUAUUCCUACAGAUGGAGAGAUUUCAAGAACAAGAAAGACUACUCUCCCUGUUAAAGAGAUUACGUCGACUUUGGCUAAGAAAGGCUACGACGUGAUGACAUCCAAUGAUGCUGAUCGAUUUGUGUGUAACUACGUCUACUACCAUUCACUUUGGUUCGCGGAGCAAAAUCAAACAAAGUCCCUAUUCGUACAUGUUCCGCUUUUUUCCACUAUAAACAAGGAAACCCAAAUGCAGUUUGUAGCUUCCUUAUUGGAGGAACUUGCAUCUUUCUGUAGCACCCUGGGGUGUAACUCGCUCGAUCUGUCAUGUCCAGUGUUUGUGUGAGUCUGUACUGUUGGGUACUUGGGUGUUGCAUUCUGUUUUGUGGGGGGGGGGGUUAAACGCAUGUUUCUUGCAUGCUGAAGUAGCUAAUUUGAGUCCGUCAUUUGGAUUCCAAUCCAUUGCUGCUUACUUGGUGUAUACCUGAAAAAUUGUGCAACUUUUUCCAACUUGACGGUGAUGGUAACUUUAUGAAACUAUGGUAUAAA
This is a messenger RNA of Amaranthus tricolor (Joseph's coat), 1251 nucleotides long. RefSeq lists its product as uncharacterized. Gene Ontology annotation, molecular function: pyroglutamyl-peptidase activity. NCBI's taxonomy places the organism in Eukaryota, Viridiplantae, Streptophyta, Magnoliopsida, Caryophyllales, Amaranthaceae. Gene Ontology annotation, biological process: proteolysis. Gene Ontology annotation, cellular component: cytosol. Bases 338 to 1048 code for a protein of 236 amino acids. The record is from RefSeq and is a predicted model, not a curated record. The transcript is spliced from 5 exons.